Messenger RNA from Durusdinium trenchii, 2232 nucleotides. The record is from the annotation of a GenBank genome assembly. Lineage: Eukaryota; Dinophyceae; Suessiales; Symbiodiniaceae.
AUGGCGUUGCGAACAAUUAUGACCGUCCUGCUUGCAGCGAUAUGGUCUUCUCAUGCUGACAUGUAUCUGAACAGUCCACGCGGAUCGAACAACAAGCUUCGUGAGCAAAGCAACAACGUGCAGAAUGCCAACAGGUUGUUUGACUCGCAAAACAAUGCGGCUUCAGGCUAUCAGAUUGGAGAUGACUGCAAGCCUGCCUGUAAGGAUGCAAACAACAAUUAUGAUGUAACCGUCGAAGGUGCCACAAAGGGUACGAUGAAAUUCUACCAGGGCUCCGAGCUCUACAUCGAGUGGCACAUGCAGCACGGCUGUGGCGUAGGACAUCCCAACCUGCGAUGCCAGAUUGUCCUGCAGUACAUGGCAGAAAAAGACAAUGCAAACCUCCGGGACGGCACAGAGCAAACUUCAGCUGGUGGAGAUGGCAAUGAUCCUACCGAAGAGGAAACUGCGGAGGUCUCCCGAGGCUACCAUGAGACCUACGACUACUAUCAGGCCUGCAUCGAGCGAGAACGCAACAAGGGCCUGUACACCGCAGACCAGCAGAUUGAAGAGAAUGGUGGGGCGACCUCCACCCGGCAGAAUCCCAAUGGCAAUGGCCGCCGACGUGGCAAUCAACGACAUGGCCUUGAAUGCCCGGAGGAGCGGGACUACUACCCAUAUUGGCAUCCAACUCCAUGGCACGAUAUCGCCAUCCUGACGGAGGAACCGCAAGUGCGUUGUGAAUACUACAGAAUGGAGUCCCAGAAUGUGAAAGCGAAGGGCUACUGCACUCUUCCGCAAUACAACAACCCAGAUGCCUGCGUUGGCAACGAUGGCGAAUGGAAGGAACAAGCUGCCUUUGAUGAGCCUCCCCCUGAGUGCACUGGAGGAAUUGCGAGCCGCGACAACCACAACGGAAAUGUCCGGAAUGGACAACCCCACUACUAUGUGUGGAAGAUCCCAGAGUUCGUCAAGGGCCGCGUGGUUCUGCGCAUUCGCUACAACAUCACGACAAAGGACUUCGACUAUGGCUCGUUGGCGAAUCCUGAGGAGGAAGGCGCAUCUCUGUCAGGUGUGAAAGCAGAUCCCUUCUUCAUGAAUGCCAAGUACAAUGACCCCAAUCCUGGCAAUCGACGACGCAGGACCUUCAGUGGGCGCCCGGGAGUGCCGGUGCCCUUGGCCCAGGAUCCGGUGGCAGACUGGCUAGGCUUGGGAGAGACCGGGCAGGACACCAGCCGUCUUUUGCAGCUUCAAGUGAACACCAACCAGUUCGGCCGCACCUUUGAGGAUCGAACCCACAGCUUCAUCGUGAUGGAGAGGCCUGCGGACGUUCCCAUGGAGACGCGGAUUGUGAACCUCAAUGUGCGUGGCCGACGUGGGAACAUUGUUCAAGUCUACCCCUCGGUGGAAUAUGACUUUGUCCCUUCCGAGCUCUCGGUGGAGGUGGGCACACUGCUGCACUUUCAAUGGACGGGAUCUGAUGCGAACAACAAUAACAAUGCAGGCAAUGGUCGCGCUGGCACCGAUCGAUCCAAUUUGGUUCAGGUGCAAUCACGUGCGGAGACCAUCCCAUUGCCCUUGGAGAAGCACACCUUGCUCUUUGAUGCGAAGAACAACCCCAACGACGAGGAGGGCAGGCGCUUGGUGGACCGCUUCGCGUACUUGGACCAGGACCAAAUCGUGACAUGUGAUCCAGACACCAAUGAUCAGAACUCAGAGACCAACUGUAAGCAGCUGAAUGGAGCCUCAGCUUACUUCGAUGGGGGCCUGGUGGAGAUGAAGACCGUGGGUGAGCACCACUUUGUCAGUACCAGGAACAACGACUUCACCAACAGAUCCCACAAGGCUAGCAUCAAAGUGACAGGCUUUGCCUUCGAGGGCUAUGAGAACAUCGCCUUGGGAGUAGGUGCAUUUUGCGCCUUGGUCUUGUUCAUCUACCUCUUCGCUGUCUGCCAUGCCUACAGGAAACCGGGCAGUUGGCUUUUCUCCCGACGUUACCGGCCACGGUUGUUGACGUGGGUGCUGCGCAAGGAGACCAUGGACAGGUUGGUCGAGGAAAGAAGGCAGCUGGUGGCGCAGCGAAGGAGGGAGUGGGCCAAGAAAGCCAAUGCACAUGUUGGAGACGAAGAGGGAGGCACUGACAAGGCCCAACCGCAAGCAGCUGGUAUUCCAGAGGGAGCCUGUCGUGGUUUCAGAGUAUCACACGAUGCUUCCGUAAAUGUGGCCUGGGUGAGCAGCAGCUCACCACCCUGA